AUGGCACAGACAACGGGUCGACCGUGCAUCUCAGCAACAUGUCUGUGCGGAGCCAUCUCGUACGCUCUGCCCCCGGACCAACGGUUGCCGUUGGACAGCGUUCUGUGUCACUGCACUGAUUGCCGAUACGUAACCGGGGCGCUGUACUUGUCGUCUCCUGAGUUAUCAGAGGCGCCUCCUCGGGACAUCUUGGAACAUGCUGUCCAUUAUGACAGCUCGGGCACACGUCGCAGGUGGUUCUGCGGACACUGCGGGUCGCAUAUGUUUGUCCAGGAAAUUGGAGGCGAGGGAAAGAGAUGGUGGGUUAUGGGCGGCGUGCUGGAGCAGUCAAGGGGGCUUAACUCGCCCGGGUCUCGCGCGACGAACACUACUCGGGCUACCCACCACAUCUUCGUCACCGACACAGGAGAUGGCGCGCUAGGAGCGAGAAUGAUCAGGCUGGGAGCGCGAGAGGUCGCAUGUUGGGACAAGCGUGCGUCUACGAGCCGACAGGUGAGCGAGGGCGAAUUGCGGGAGAUGGCUCUACACGCCGAACUAGCCUCGGAGAUGAAAAGCAAAUUCCUGGAGGCGCAAUGUCACUGUGGAGGAGUCAACGUCCGAAUCACUCGCCCGAACUUCGAAUCGUUGAAGUUGCAGCAGAGGUAUAUCCCCGAGCAGAAGGAUACGUAUGUUGCAGGCAUUUGUACAUGCCGGUCAUGCAGAUUGGCUCUUGGAGUUUCUUUCCAACCGUGGGCGUAUAUUCCCCCGGGCAAUAUAUUCCUCGCCAACACAGAGACAACGGUGAAAUUCGGCGCAGAGGGCGACCGGGAAGGCUCAAACGGGGUCAUCACUUUGAGACAUAUUUGGUCAAGCAAAGAUACCUGCAGGAGCUUCUGCGGGAGGUGUGGUGCAACGGUAUUUUAUUGGCAUAACGACCGACCCGAGGUCGUGGAUGUCUCAGUAGGCCUCUUGAGAAGCCAAGAUGGAGCGAUGGCAAGAAGCUGGUUGUCGUGGAGAAAGGGAGGCCCUAGUUUCAAGGACGACUGCGUCGACGAAGAGUUGCUGACGGCAAUUUUCCCGUCAUAG
Molecule: messenger RNA, 1065 nt
Organism: Fonsecaea erecta
Lineage: Eukaryota; Fungi; Ascomycota; Eurotiomycetes; Chaetothyriales; Herpotrichiellaceae
Exons: 1
Coding region: 1-1065 (354 amino acids)
Molecular function (GO): carbon-sulfur lyase activity
Source: RefSeq, a predicted model, not a curated record